GGGAAUAAGAACAGAUACAUCUCCAAGGACAGACAAAUUUGGUGAGUUACAUGUACAGUAUGUUAAGGAUGGAUAUGAAAAUACAGGGUGGAUUUAGCAUUGUUGCUAGGCUUGAAAUGUACCUUUUAUUGUGAUAAAUUGGAAACUUAUGUUGGGAAUAAUGCUGGGAUAAUGUCACAUUUAUCAUCAUUCUUAUAUUGACCUCCCAAAUGUUUCUGAACUACAAUUCCCAGGAUUCUGUCUCCAUCAGGUGCAUUCAUAGAAUUUUGGGAAUUGUAGGCCAAGAUCAUCUAAAGGCCAUAGUUUGAAAUUGUUGCUUAGAAUUUUGUAAAUUGUACAUUUAACUGCAGUAAGGGUUAUAAACAGUUUUAUUUUUAUCUAAGUAAGAAACCGUAGAAUCUCUGAUGUAUUCCACCUAUUAUGAGUUGUAGGUAUUCAUCAAACUUAGAUGUAAAUAUGUGAAUUGAAAUAAAUUUUUUUUUCUUUCAUAUUGUUUUUUUCAGACCAAUCAUGUGGAAUGGAAAUUACAGUAAGUAAUACAUCAUACCUCAUUUACUGGAUCUGUUUAGCUCCAUUCCUGAGGACCAUUAUUUACCUGGUUAGACUAACAUCAGCCGCAUGCCUUAUCUACAUACGGCUUGACGGAAGCAUGUCAAACAUCCAUAUUGAACAGCAAUCCAUCACUUACACUGUCACUGGUCAUAUUAACUUAACUUAUUUAGUGAGCCUUCAGCUCUCUGGCUGAGGAAGUGUUUGUGUGGAGAGGCGCCUGCUGGACCCCUAGUAUGAAUUCUAAAAUGGUUUAAAUAGUUACAGUUGGUGAGAGGGUGCCAAUGAGUUAUAGUGGUUGUGGUGCUUGGAGUGUUCCUUUAAAACAUACACUGGGCCAACACCUUAUAUGUAAAUAUAUUAUGUUGUACCCAUCUUGUGAUUAUAUAAAAUAAAUCAGGAGAACAUUAUUUUUGUGAGUGCAUCUUGAGUCAGCUUAUAGUAUAUGUAAAUAUAUUUAAAUAGUGCAUUUCUAUAUUUCCUACCAUCUACAAUAUGUUGGAAACCCAAUUCUGACAUUAAAAAAUACAAAUUAAUAACUAGUGAUGUCGCGAACCGUCCGCGAACUUCUCGGGAACGGUUCGCCACGGUUUGGCGAACUCCGGUCAGCUGACACAUCCCAGCCAAUCUCCGGCAGAGAGAUUCCUCCCAGACCCUCCUACUUCAUGGACGGCAUCCAUGUUGAAGGCAGCUUCAACAUGGAUGCUGUCCAGGAGGUGGGAGGGUCUGGGAGGGAGGGUCUGCCGGAGAUUGGCCGGGAUGUGUCAGCUGACCGGAGUUCACCGCGAACGACCGUGGCGAACCGUUCAUGAGAAGUUCGCGGACGGUUCGCGACAUCUCUAUUAAUAACCUAAUUUUCAUCCAAGCACUUUUCUGGUAGCCACCAAUUCUCUCAAUGUCUUUUUAUAUGCAGAUUAUAAUUAUAGACAGCCUGGAUAUCCAAUAUUGAGGUAUGUGCUUGGAUAUGGGACAGUUCCACCUUGGUACUAUCGGCCUCCUGGCUACCGUAGAACCUAUGCUCCUGCUUGGUCCCACAACUACAACAAACCUCACAACUACCAUGGCUACAAUCACAACAACAAUAAUCAUCACUGGCAUCAUUAAAAGGUAGGUUUGAUAAAAAAAAAAAAAAAAACAGUGGAUUUAGAACACAUUGUACUUCUACUGAACAAAAUCCAGUAAAAUAUUAAAAAUAUUAAUUUUAUAUGGUUAGUCCAUUGAAUAUUAGCAUGAAAUUUCCAUAUCGGCUUUUGUGGAGUUGCAAGUAUUAAAUUCCUUUGAAAAAAUUCAACCUUUGACCCAUUAUCAUAAUAUCAUGCCUAGACCUACACUAGUCUAAAUCCUAAUUAAAAUGAUAAAGUACACUAAAUGACUAUGGACUAUAUGUGUAGUUUAUAAGUCCACCUUUUCUUUCAAUUUUUUUUUAUUAUUUUAAAGUAAUUACAAUAAGAAAUUAUAUACUUUUGUCAACGUUUCAACAAUCAAUAAUGUAUAGUCAAUACGCUCUAUACAUAUUGAAAUAAUGAAAAAAAAUCUUUGUCAUGGCUACAUUAUCAAUAGUAUAGAUAACAACAGUAAGUAAAUAAUAUUAAAUAAAAGAAAAAAACUGGGAAAAACUGAAUACAAUUUCAUAUCUCCAUUAUGUCAUGAAAUAAUUAAACUUGAGAAAAUGUACAUGGAAAAGUCCACCUUUUCUAGAACUUUAUAUUUGAUUUGCACAUGCAAUUUGUCUAUUUUAAGAUGUGCAGGAAACCAAUUUUCUACAAUUGUUUUGAAAUUCAAAUCACAUAAACAUCUUGUAAUAGUUGGUUUAAGCCUCAUAAGAUCGUGGAAGUUCUAGGCUAACAGACAGAAUUAUAUAUUUCCUAGGACAAGUUCAAUAUUAUUUUAAUGAAAAUAAAUUAACCUAAUCUUUUGUAUAACAGUCACUUACUGAAGUUGAGAAUGUGUGUAGAUUAUAGUCUAAAAAAAAAAAGGAGAAUUUGGGGCACGUCAAGAACAUGCAUUUCUAAGUAGUGGUGCUGCCGUAAAGACCAAAAUAUAUACAAAAUACAGAUUAGGGAACAGCACGCACACACAAAAUAAUAUCCAGCUCUAAAUUUUACAAGGCUACUUAAAAUCACCUAUCUUAGCAAACUAACAUGGGGAAACAGACACAGCAUAUGACCAUAUUGUGUUAAGCCCACCACUAUGUCACAGUACCUCAAUAUCAGUGGGUCCUAUACUAAUUUUAACAUGGGAGAUGAACAUGCUAGCUACAAUACGUACUAUUAAAACUGCUUCCAGAGACUCCUCAAUGUAUGUUUUCCUGUGGUCACUUCGAAAGAGGCAGCUAUAGUGAAUGGGUGGGGUGCUCAGCCCAAGAGGAAUCUGGUGUGGAUACAACUAGGGAGGUUCCUGAAAGUAAAAGUGUCAAAAGGAAAGUUAUAAAGGACAAGGAAGAACGAAGUGCAUUGAAGGAGGCACAGUGAACCAAUAAAUGACUCAAUGUGCUGGAAAAGCAAAGACAGAACAAUAGGCAGAAAUAGUAACUCAGGAAAGAACAAGGGACAGGUAGAACCUGUAAAAGACACAGAGGGAUUUAGAAAACACUCUAGGAUGUAGAGGUCUAAAAUAACAACAAAGAACAAGCAAUACAAUAGAGAAAAGGUGUCAUGUAGGGGUGGGAAAGCCCAGAUAAUAGAUUGAAAUGAUAAAGACUGUAGGUGGUGUCAUAGCUAAUUGAAAUGCCCUAUUUACUACCUGUCUGAAGUCCAUCUAUAAAGGUAUUAUUUAAAUUGUUCACAACAAAAUAAUACUAUUUAAUCCAAUGGCUUUACUCUUAGUGUCGUGACAUCACACUAUUAGUCAUGUUACAAAUAUACCACUGGGUAUAGCAACACAUGCUUGUAUUAAAUACCAAGUUUAGUUUUUUACUUUAGCAUUAACAGUUUUUUUUUUAUUAUUCUUUAUUUUUGGUGUGCAUGUUACAUAUGAAGCGUGAACAAUUUACACUUUUGGAGAUAGCCAUAGUACAUAAGAUAAAGUGUAUAGCAUAAGUCAGCACAUUUUUUUUAAAACUUUUUUAUAUAUAUAGUAUAUUUAUAUACUAAUUAAGCGGAACUUACCUUUCCCCAAUCACUUCCUCUUCUCUUCCUCUCUCAGGAUCUGUUCUUCAUGUUUUCCUGUCUGCUCUAGUUUUCUUUAAAACAUAAGACAAAGUAGGGACUACUUUGUCUUAUGGAGGUUUCAUACGCCUGAUCAUCUUUGACCAGCGGAAGAGUAAAGUGUGCUCCAUUUCCGGUGGCCAGAGAAAUUUUCCCACAAUUCUCACCUUUCCUCCAUGUUCUUGUGAUGCCUCUUUUCCGUAUUCCCGAACUUGGGCAAAAUGACCGAAUUUUGCACUAACAGAAUGAGAGCAGUUCGUCCACUUGUGUUAGGACGAAAUUCAAGGCCUUUUGUUCGGUUCUAACUUUCAUUCGAAUGAAUGAAAUUUCAGAUUCGAUCGCGGCUGCAUCUUGCAUUCCCACGGUAUUAGGUAGCUAUCUACCAAAAGGCUGAAAGAAUAAGAUUAGUCUUUCAGCCAACUGUACAAAUAUCAAGUAAAAAUUACUUGGUAUUAGUAAUUAAUCCGCCCCUACUCGCUAUUUUGUAAGUAGGGGCAUGUCUAGUAAACACUUGCCCCCACCCCCUUAAAAAAAAUGCCCCCAUGGUGGGGCAUGUAUUAACCCCCCCAAACCCAAAAAAGUACUACCUACCCCAUCACCUUAAAAAUAGUGAGGGUGGAGACCAUAAAUCUAAAUCCCUGUAAAUAAAUAAAUAAAUAAAAUACUUACCAUUUGAUGUUUUCAUGCCCAAAAAAGGUCAAAUAAAAAACAUAAUAUCCGUUGAACUUAUAAAAAAAAAAAACAGAGCAAAAAAUAAUAAUUCCGACGCUAAAAAAAAAUCCUUCACCCAGCUAGGCCACGGUGCAAUUUGGGUCAGAUCACUCUAAUUGGUUGGUUUAAGCCAACCAAUCAGAGUGAUCUGACAGGUAAAAGAAGAGACAGACAGGUAAGUCUCUACAUUUACCUGCCACAGCAUUCUGGUUGGCAAGGAAUUCAACCAAUCAGAAUGUUCUGUUUAGUAGCUGCGAGUAGGGGCAUUCAGGAGAUUUUAAUCAUAGAGCCAUAGAGCGAGGGAGGACAUGGAGGGCAAAUUCCCAUUCGAAUGCCCAAGUGUUUAACUGGGCAUGCACGGGAAUUUUACAGCGCUAUCUAGUGUGGGCAGAUGGUGGCGCCCAGGACGUAGGUCUAGGCAGAAAAUAAAGAUAAAAAAUAGGUUAUAUGGGGGGCUUAGGAGCAUUUGGGGGUUCAAUUAGAUGUAGUGGAGUCAGGAGGGGGGGUUCAAAAGAAACUGGAUUCGGCCAUUACAGUGCCGCUUUAAGUUUAACAUCUCAAGCACUGAAAUCAACAUUGAGAUACUAGCAAUCUUGCACUGCAUGAGAUAAAAUAAGGAAAACGAUUUUGGCCCACUGCCCCUUAAAUCUGUAGCACCCUCUCAAAACUAUGUAUUACGCUGUGUCAUUCAGCCACAUGGACUUACUGUUAUGCUGUAGGUGCUCUGGCAAACAAUUCUACAGUUAAGCAGGAAAACAAUCUAGAUGAGGCAUAGAAACUUGGUUAACCCCUUAAGGACUGAUCCAAAUGUACACGUUUUGAUCAAAACAAAAUGUAAACAAAACCUGGAAUUUGACUAUAUGUCUGUUCAACCGUAAUUCACCUAUAUCAUAUUAAGUGCACCCACACUUAUUAUAUAUCAUUUUAUUCAGGAGAAGUAGGGCUUUCAUUUAACAUCAAAUAUUUAGCUAUGAAACAUAAUUUAAUAUGAAUAAAAUAUAUAAAAAAAGAAAUUAAGAAAUGUUAUUUUUUUAGUUCUGCAUGACAUUAUAACUGUGGAUGCCAUAAUACUGUUUGUUUUUACUGCAAUAAAAUACACAUAUUUGUAUUCAGCAAUGUCUCACGUGUAAAACAGUUAGCGUUAAUAUUUGUUGUGUGUGAAAAAUGCAAAAAACUAAUUUGAAUGACAAUUUUGACCAGUGUUUGUGACCAUGUGGCUACUAAAAAAGACUGGACAUACACCAUUUGCAAUACCUUGGGUUGUCUACUUUGGCAAAUGGUCUCUUCUGAUAACAUGCCUUUCUUUUCCCACAGUACCUUAAGCAGCAUGGGAGUGGAAGCAGCUCAGGCUGAGAAUCGGGAUGACAUUCAGUGCAAAGACAGCUUCAGAUGAUCAGAUUUUACCUCCCACUUCUAUACAUAUAUUGUGCCUACCACUAUGACAAAUGAAUAUGCCAUGCCUUCUUCCCCUAUACCGAAGCUACAGAAAACAAAUCUAAUUUCCUAACUGCUUGCUACAUAGUUAUUGUCCAUGGAAAUAUAUCAUACUGACUAUAGCCAUGCUAUGCUGAUGUGUGUGAAUUUAAGAGCAAAUAAAAAAAA
Pelobates cultripes (western spadefoot toad) is the source of this 6008-nucleotide messenger RNA. The record is from the annotation of a GenBank genome assembly. NCBI's taxonomy places the organism in Eukaryota, Metazoa, Chordata, Amphibia, Anura, Pelobatidae.